Messenger RNA from Oryctolagus cuniculus (rabbit), 4384 nucleotides. The record is from RefSeq and is a predicted model, not a curated record. NCBI's taxonomy places the organism in Eukaryota, Metazoa, Chordata, Mammalia, Lagomorpha, Leporidae.
GCGGAAGUGGGGCAGGCGGGCGGGCGCGAGGCGUCACCGUUGUAUAUUCAUGAGGCGCGCGCAGCUCGGCAUGCUAAUGAGGCGGGGCGCGGCGGCAGGCUCAGGAGCUGCUGGGCGGCGGCGGCUGCUCGAGCGGAGCUGCGGGGCGGGAGUGGCGUAGGCGCGGGGUCACCGGCCAGCGCGAACGGGGACAUGGAGCCGUCCGGCGGGGGCCUGGCGCCCGGCCGCGGGACCCGGGACAAGAAGAAGGGUCGGAGCCCGGAUGAGCUGCCUGCGACGGGCGGCGACGGCGGCAAAUCCAAGAAAUUUACUCUGAAGCGGCUCAUGGCAGAUGAGCUGGAGAGAUUUACUAGCAUGAGAAUAAAGAAAGAAAAGGAAAAGCCCAAUUCUGCUCAUAGAAAUUCUUCUGCAUCAUAUGGAGAUGAUCCCACAGCACAGCCCUUACCCGAUUAUUCAGAUGAGCAAAUUUUAGUUCUCUUCGAACAGAUGUUGCUGGAUAUGAACCUAAAUGAGGAGAAACAGCAACCUUUGAGGGAGAAAGACAUUAUCAUCAAGAGAGAAAUGUUGUCUCAGUACUUCCACACCUCACAGGCUGGCAUGAGCCAGAAGGAAAGCUCUAGGUCUGCCAUGAUGUACAUUCAGGAGCUGAGGUCAGGCUUGCGGGAUAUGCAUCUGCUCAGCUGUCUGGAAUCCCUUCGUGUCUCUCUCAACAACAACCCUGUCAGUUGGGUUCAAACAUUUGGUGCUGAGGGUCUGGCCUCCUUAUUGGACAUCCUUAAACGACUUCAUGAUGAGGAGGAUGAGACUGCUGGCCGGAACAAGCAUGAGAUCAUUCGCUGCUUGAAAGCUUUUAUGAACAACAAGUUUGGAAUCAAAACUAUGUUAGAGACAGAAGAAGGAAUCCUACUGCUGGUCAGAGCCAUGGACCCUGCUGUUCCCAACAUGAUGAUUGAUGCAGCUAAGCUGCUUUCUGCUCUUUGCAUCCUACCACAGCCAGAGGACAUGAAUGAAAGGGUUUUGGAGGCCAUGACAGAAAGAGCUGAGAUGGAUGAUGUGGAACGGUUCCAGCCACUGCUUGAUGGAUUAAAAAGUGGGACCUCCAUUGCACUCAAGGUGGGAUGCCUCCAGCUGAUCAAUGCUCUCAUCACACCAGCGGAGGAACUUGACUUCCGAGUUCACAUCCGAAGUGAACUGAUGCGCCUGGGGCUGCAUCAGUUGUUGCAGGACCUUCGAAAGAUUGAAAAUGAUGAUAUGAAAGUGCAGCUAACUGUGUUUGAUGAACAAGGGGAAGAAGAUUCCUUUGACUUAAAGGGACGGCUAGAUGACAUUCGCAUUGAAAUGGAUGACUUUAAUGAAGUCUUCCAGAUUCUCUUAAACACAGUGAAGGAUUCAAAGGCAGAACCACACUUCCUGUCCAUCUUGCAGCACCUUCUUUUGGUCCGAAAUGACUAUGAGGCCAGACCCCAGUACUAUAAGUUGAUUGAAGAAUGUAUUUCCCAGAUAGUUCUACAUAAGAAUGGGGCUGAUCCAGACUUUAAGUGCCGACAUCUCCAGAUUGAUGUAGAGGGACUGAUUGAUCAAAUGAUUGAUAAAACAAAAGUGGAAAAAUCUGAAGCCAAAGCUACAGAGCUGGAAAAAAAACUGGAUUCAGAGUUAACAGCCCGGCAUGAGCUACAGGUAGAAAUGAAAAAGAUGGAAAGUGAUUUUGAGCAGAAACUUCAAGAUCUUCAGGGAGAAAAGGAUACGUUGGAUUCUGAAAGGCAGCAAGUUGCGACGCAGAAACAGGAACUGGAAGCUGAGGUGUCCCAGCUCACUGGAGAGGUUGCCAAGCUGUCAAAAGAACUGGAAGAUGCCAGGAAAGAAAUGGCUUCCCUCUCUGCUGCAGCUGCUGUAGCUCCUUCUGGUCCUGGCAGUGCUGCUGUUCCCUCUUCCCUUUCUUUACCUGGUUACCCUGGCACUACUGUCCCUCCCCCGCCUCCACCCCCUCCGUUACCAGGAGGAGACAGUAUACCACCCCCACCUCUUCUCCCUGGAAGUAGUACCAUUCCUCUGCCCUCACUUCCGGGUGAUCUGCCUGGGGGUACUGCCAUCCCCCCACCCCCUCCUUUGCCUGGGGGUACUGCCAUCCCCCCACCCCCUCCUUUGCCUGGGGGUACUGCUGUCCCCCCACCUCCUCCCUUGCCUGGAAAUGCUGGCAUCCCCCCACCUCCUCCUUUGCCUGGGAGUGCUGGCAUCCCCCCACCUCCUCCUUUGCCUGGGGGUACUGCUGUCCCCCCACCUCCUCCCUUGCCUGGGAGUGCUGGCAUCCCCCCACCUCCUCCCUUGCCUGGGAGUGCUGGCAUCCCCCCACCUCCUCCCUUGCCUGGGACUGCUGGCAUCCCCCCACCCCCUCCCUUGCCUGGGAUUGCUGGUGUCCCUCCACCCCCACCUUUGCCUGGGAGUGCUGGCGUCCCCCCACCUCCUCCUCCUCUGCCUGGGGAUACUGGCAUCCCCCCACCUCCUCCAUUUCCUGGAGGCCCUGGCAUUCCUCCACCUCCACCUGGAUUGGGUAUGCCUCCACCUCCCCCCUUUGGGUUUGGAGUUCCUGCAGCCCCAGCUCUGCCAUUUGGAUUAGCUCCCAAAAAGGUUUAUAAGCCAGAGGUGCAGCUCCGGAGGCCAAACUGGUCCAAGUUUGUGGCUGAAGAUCUUUCCCAGGACUGCUUCUGGACAAAGGUGAAGGAAGACCGCUUUGAGAACAAUGAACUUUUUGCCAAGCUUACCCUCACUUUCUCUGCUCAGACCAAGACCAAGAAGGAUCAGGAAGGUGGAGAAGAGAAGAAAUCUGUGCAAAAGAAAAAAGUAAAAGAGUUAAAGGUGCUGGACUCAAAGACGGCGCAGAAUCUCUCAAUCUUUCUAGGGUCCUUCCGCAUGCCCUAUCAAGAGAUUAAGAAUGUCAUCCUGGAGGUGAAUGAAGCUGUUCUCACCGAGUCCAUGAUCCAGAAUCUCAUUAAGCAGAUGCCAGAGCCGGAGCAGUUGAAAAUGCUUUCUGAACUCAAGGAUGAAUACGAUGACCUAGCCGAGUCAGAGCAGUUCGGCGUGGUGAUGGGCACUGUGCCCCGUCUGCGGCCUCGCCUCAAUGCCAUCCUCUUCAAACUACAAUUCAGUGAGCAAGUAGAGAAUAUCAAGCCCGAGAUCGUGUCUGUCACUGCUGCCUGCGAGGAGCUGCGCAAGAGUGAGAGCUUCUCCAGCCUGCUGGAGAUAACCCUGCUGGUCGGAAACUACAUGAAUGCUGGCUCGAGGAAUGCCGGUGCUUUCGGCUUCAAUAUCAGCUUCCUGUGUAAGCUUCGGGACACCAAGUCUACGGAUCAGAAGAUGACACUGCUGCACUUCCUGGCCGAGUUGUGCGAGAAUGACUAUCCCGAUGUUCUCAAGUUUCCAGACGAGCUUGCCCAUGUGGAGAAAGCCAGUCGAGUUUCUGCUGAGAACUUGCAAAAGAACCUUGACCAGAUGAAGAAACAGAUUGCGGACGUGGAGCGCGAUGUGCAGAACUUUCCGGCUGCUACAGAUGAGAAGGACAAGUUCGUUGAGAAAAUGACUAUAUCCUUUCUUGAACGGGGGUAGUUGCUCCUGGGAAGAGAAACGUCCCAUGGAGGACAGUGGGCUAGCCAUGGAAAUGUGUAAUUUUCUCUUAAAUUUGUUUUUCAGUGAAUACAUAGUUCAGCAUUUUUAUUGUUGUGGCAGUAGCAACCACCCAGAUAAACUAGAAUUCCUCGCUGCUUCCCCUUCUGUGCACCCCAUAUCCACUCCCUCUCCCAGAGGUAACCACUGCCCUUUUAAACUGCGCUGUGUACUCUUUGUACAUACUGUGUCUUGUAUCCUGUACCCACAGUACUGUAUGCGGAACAGUCUCUUCCUGGAUUGCCACCUCCUGUGUUCUGGGUGUACCAUAGUUUGUUUCCUGUUCCUAGAUUUAGAUAUGUAGAUGGCUUCUGUUUGCUGCUGUUAGAAAGAGUCCUGUGCAUGCCAGCAUCCGUGUUGAGUCACUCUCUGGGCUAGAGAAGUAGCCCGACUUCGUGGUCUUGGCCCUUUACUCCUUGGCCGCACAGCUUCGUGAAGGAGGCCCAAGAGCAGUAUAACAAGCUGCGGCUGAUGCAUUCUAACAUGGAGACCCUCUUUAAGGAGCUAGGCGACUACUUCCUCUUCGACCCCAAGAAGCUGUCUGUGGAGGAGUUCUUCAUGGACCUGCACAACUUCAGGAAUAUGUUUCUGCAAGCAGUGAAGGAGAACCAGAAGCGGCGGGAGACAGAAGAGAAGAUGCGGCGAGCUAAACUCGCCAAGGAGAAGGCAGAGAAGGAGCGGCUGGAGAAGCAGCAGAAGAGAGAGCAACUCAUAGACAUGAAUGCAG